ACGUGAUGAUUCAUUAGUGAUCUUUUGACCCUGUCCACCCUCCUCUGGUGGUGAUCAUUACCAGCUCAGUACAGUAAAGCAGCCCACAAAUAAAAUUAUAGAAGCACUCUGCAUUGUACCCCUAACCUGGCGUGUAUCCUCAGACUAUUGUCUAGCGUGUAUGGCCGUUGAAUCUCUGGAGGAAUCUUGGGCACUAAUUGUGGGGAUGGAAGAGAGUCGAGAGUCGCCUAAUGUGGCCAUCUCCGACGGCAAUAAUAUCAGAGAAGAUUGGAAUGAAGCCAGCAGACUUCUCUACCAGUCCGGCUAUUUCAAGGUUGUCAAAGAGAUGGCCUUGUCUGGGCAGCUGCAACAGUACAACAUCCGUAGCGUCUGUUGGAGGCUGUUUCUCGGUUGUCUACCUGAGGACCAGAACAAGUGGGAAGAGGCAGUAAAGAAAGCAAGAGACGUUUUCACUACCAUAAAGACCAAGCACAUCAUUGAUCCCCACAAGCUUGCGUCUGGCAAAAAUCUAGCCGUGCACAACCCACUCUCUCUGGAAGACGAUAGCCCAUGGAACCGGUAUUUCCAGGACAACGAACUGCGGCAGAUGAUUAAUCAAGACGUGGUGAGAACGUUCCCUGAUGUGCAAUUCUUCAAGCAACCUCACAUCCAAAAAAUGCUGGUGGAUCUGUUGUUCUGUUUCUCGCGAGAGAAUGAGGAGCUCAGUUACAGACAAGGCAUGCACGAGAUCCUGGCACCCAUAGUGUUUGUCCUUCACGCUGAGAUGAGGGAUUUAAAUGACCCUACCCUGGCACCUGCAGUGUUGUCAGUGAUGGACCCUCGAUUCAUCGAGCAUGAUGCCUACACAAUAUUCGCUGAGUUGAUGGAGAGUAUGGGCUCAUGGUACAUGUCCACUGCCCUCGAGGCUGACUACUACAAGGCCAGGGCUCAGCACAAGAAGAAAAUGUCACACGACCCACGGACCAAUAAACCCUUUCAGGGUAUGGCCGACCUGUCUCCUAUGUCUGCAAUCUCUCGCAAGCUUGGUGUGAUCCAUAACCUUCACCUGAAGAAUGCUGAUGAACAACUUUACACUCACCUCAAGGAGCUCUCCAUCCCUCCACAGACCUACGGCAUUCGUUGGAUUCGGCUGUUGUUUGGUCGUGAGUUCCCAUUGCCCAGUGUCCUGGAGUUGUGGGAUGCCCUGCUUGCUGAUGGGCCAUCCCUCGGACUGGUCGACUACAUGUGUGUUGCCAUGCUCAUGCACAUGAGGGACGUCUUGACUGGAGGGGACUACUCCACGUGUAUGCAGUACCUGAUGCACUUCCCCCCAGUGUAUGAGGUCAACUAUCUCGUACAAAGGGCACUGCACCUCCGGAACCCUAGUGUGUAUCCCUCCCCACGGAUAUGGUCCCAUAAUCCUGCGGCCCAGGCCACCUACUCACUAGGCUCCACCCUUCCCCUGUCAUCGUCAACGGAUACCAACUCACAGCAGCACAGUGUACAACACAGAUCACACAAGGUGAGCAGUGUGAAGCAGGUCAUCAAGCACACGGCUGCAAGAAUGAGUCGACCUGUCUCCUCUGCUCCUCGUCUAGAGUUCCAUGGAAAGUCUAGAUCUCGAAGCCCGUCUCCCGUUAACCACACCCCUAUAAACCACCCUCUGCAAAUGCCCGAUGACGUACCCAGUAAAAAGGGGCGUGGUCGAGUCAUUGGCAGUAUGAAAAAAGAUCUUGUCAAGAGCACUAGCAAAGAAAUGAGAGAGAAUCCAAAGUCUUCCCCUUUUACUGGUGUUUCAUCGAGCAAGUUGGACAAACUGAGUAAUCGAAUUGACGACCUCCAGGCCAAGUGUCUAUACUGUGGAGGGAAGGCUGACUCCUUUAUUGCCUCGUUACAGACUGAGAUUGUCAAAUUAGAGGGGCUGUCCCCUGAAACUGAGAACACCAUUCUGCUCUCACUGGCAGGACUAAAACAGGUUCGUGACCUGCUACUGAACAAGAUCCCCUUCUCAGGAGAACUAGCACCAGGAUGGGAGAAUGUUCAGGGGUCAAGGUCCAACCUAGAGGAUAGUCAUGACAGUUCUGAUGGCUCCUCAACCAAUCUGGACAGUUUCACACUCUCAAAACUCGCCUCCAAGAGUUCCCCACUUUCUGACAACGACGCCGUUUCUAAAGAUAGCACAAGAACUAAUAAUAUCGAUCACCCCUUACAAAGAAGCUUAGAGGUGGGCACAGAGGUGCUUGCUGACGAGGGAGUACCGUCCCGGGAUACACACCCCCUUUUGAACUCUGGAGACUAGGUAUAGAGCAUGCAGACUACAGCAGGGUAAUGUCAGGUUGGUAUUGUACAGUGUUGUGUGUUUGUUUUGUUUAAAGUUGCGUAUGUUUUUGUUGGCACAGUUAAGUUUUAUACACAUAUAAAAUAAACAUUUGUGAAAUAAAAA
Messenger RNA from Halichondria panicea, 2422 nucleotides. RefSeq names its product TBC1 domain family member 5-like. The coding region runs from base 161 to 2278 and encodes 705 amino acids. Gene Ontology annotation, molecular function: GTPase activator activity. NCBI's taxonomy places the organism in Eukaryota, Metazoa, Porifera, Demospongiae, Suberitida, Halichondriidae. Gene Ontology annotation, biological process: activation of GTPase activity. The transcript is spliced from 17 exons. The record is from RefSeq and is a predicted model, not a curated record.